AUGUACUCACCACCCACAAUCCGAACAAAGUUCCUCAUAAUCUCAGACACUCACGGACGGGACUCCUCCCUUCAGCACCUGAGCACCGAGCGCGCAGAUGUGGCCAUCCACUGCGGCGACCUAACGACGGACUCGACGCUUGCAGAGUUCCGCUCUUCCAUCGCCCUGCUCUCCAGCCUAAACGCGCCUCUGAAGCUCGUCAUCGCCGGAAAUCAUGACUUCACACUCGAUACGCCAGCAUUUCAAAGAAAGCUCGCCAAAGCACGGCUGCCACUCGACAAAGCACUAGUCGGAGAGAAAUAUGGCGACUUCGGGUACGCUAGAAGCCUCUUCGAGGAUGAGACAGACAACGGGAUCAUAUUCCUUGACCAGGGCACACAUCAUUUCGCUCUGGCGAACGGCGCCUCGUUGACUGUUUACGCCAGUCCAUAUACCCCGUGCUCUUUCCCCGGGAAGAGGGGAUUCGAAUACUCGCGGUUACACGGUCAUAAUUUCGAGUUCGAGCACGUUGAUGUUGCCAUCACGCAUGGUCCGCCAAAGGGGAUCAUGGAUUACACCCUAAAUCGAGAGCGAGCGGGCUGUCCGAGACUAUUCGCCGCGGUGAGGCGAGCGAAACCCCGAAUGCAUUGCUUCGGGCAUAUCCAUGAGCAGUGGGGGGCGAAGCUGGUGACUUGGAAGAAGGGUAGUCCGACGCGAAAGCCCUGCUAUUUCGGGGAUGUGGAUUAUGAGAAUACGUUUGUGAUCGAGAGACGUUUGAACUUGCAAGGAGAGGAAGAGAGCGUGCAGGGGAGGUUUUAUCGGACAAGUCAUUGUACGGGAGAUAGGAGACCACUGAAGUGGGAAGAACAGACGUUGUUUGUUAAUGCGGCAGUUGGGGGGAUAAACGAAGAAAUUCAACCUGCCUGGUUGGUGGAGAUUGAGCUUUUCAAAGCCUUUUAA
Molecule: messenger RNA, 939 nt
Organism: Aspergillus melleus
Lineage: Eukaryota; Fungi; Ascomycota; Eurotiomycetes; Eurotiales; Aspergillaceae
Product: metallophosphatase domain-containing protein
Exons: 1
Coding region: 1-939 (312 amino acids)
Molecular function (GO): hydrolase activity
Source: RefSeq, a predicted model, not a curated record